AUGUCAUUAGAAGAACGAUGUAUUCAAAGUAUUAGACUUCUUGCAUGUGAAAUGAUUAAUAAAGCUAAAAGUGGACAUCCAGGAGUACCAACAGGAUGUGCUAGUAUUGCAUAUACAUUAUUUACAAAACAUAUGAAAUUUGAUGUAAAAGAUCCAAAAUGGAUUUCAAGAGAUAGAUUUGUUCUUUCUAAUGGACAUGGAUCAACAUUAUUAUAUGUUAUUAAUCAUUUAUUAGGAUAUAAUAUUUCUAUGGAAGAUUUAAAAGAAUUUAGACAAUUAGAUUCUAAAACACCUGGACAUCCAGAAUAUGGAUGGACUGAAGGAGUUGAAGUUACUGGUGGACCUCUUGGAGCAGGAAUGUCAACUGGUGUUGGAUUAGCAAUAGCAGAAAAACAUAUGGGAGCUAUAUUUAAUACUAAAGAUAAGAAAAUUAUUGAUAAUUAUACAUAUGUAUUACUUGGAGAUGGAUGUUUAAUGGAAGGAGUUACUGCAGAAGCAGCAUCACUUGCAGGACAUAUGAAAUUAAAUAAAUUAAUUUGUUUAUAUGAUGAUAAUCAUAUUACUAUUGAUGGAAAUACUAAUCUUACAUUUACAGAAGAUGUUAAAAAAAGAUUUGAAGCAUAUAAUUGGAAUGUAUUAAAAUGUAAUGGAGAUGAAGUAAAAGAAAUUGAUGCAGCACUUGUUUUAGCAAAAGCAUCAGAUAAACCAACUCUUAUUUGUUGUAAAACUACUAUUGGACUUGGUAUGCCAAAUAAACAAGGUACUUGUAAAGCACAUGGAGAACCACCAGGAACAGAAUUAGAAUUAAUGAAAAAAGCAUAUGGAGUUACAGAAGAAUUUCAUAUUGAAGAAGAUAUUUAUUCAGUUUAUCAUGCAGCAUCAGAAAGAGGAAAUUUAAAACAUAAAGAAUGGAAAAAAAUGUAUGAAGAAUAUAAAAAAGAAGAACCAGAACUUUCAAAAGAAUUUGAACGAAGACUUAAAAGAGAUAUUUCAAGUAUUUCAGAAUUAUUUAAAGAAGAAAUUAAAGAAGAUGAAAAAGGUGAAGCUACAAGAAUUAGUUCAGGAAAAGCAUUUAAUGAAAUUGCUAAAAAAUUACCAGAAAUAAUUGGAGGAACUGCUGAUGUUGGAGGAAGUGUUAAAGUUGUACUUCCAGGAGUACCAUUCCAUGAAGAUCCUAAAGGAAGAAAUAUUCAUUAUGGAAUUAGAGAACAUGCUAUGGGAAAUAUUGUUAAUGGAAUGAAUAUAUAUGGAGGAUUAAUUGCAUAUGGAUCUACAUUCUUUGUAUUUAGUGAUUAUUGUAGACCAACUAUUAGAUUAGCAGCACUUUCACAUUAUCCAUCAAUAUUUGUUUUUACUCAUGAUUCUAUUGGAGUAGGAGAAGAUGGACCAACACAUCAACCAAUUGAACAUCUUCUAUCAUAUAGAUCAAUGCCUAAUUGUGUUGUUAUUCGACCAUCAGAUGCAAAUGAAACACGUGUAGCAUGGAAAAUAGCUAUUGAAAGAAAUAAUGGACCUACUCUUUUGAUUUUGGCAAGACAAAAUAGUAAAAUUAUUGAUAGAACAAUUUUUGCAUCAUCAGAAAAUUUAAGAAAAGGAGGUUAUGUUUUGAGAGAUUAUGGAACACCACAAGUAAUUCUUAUGGCUUCAGGAACUGAAGUAGAUAUUGCUAUUACUGCAGCAGAGAAACUUCAUAAAGAAGGACUUGGUGUUAGAGUUGUUUCCCUUCCAUCAUGGGAAUUAUUUAAUCAACAACCUGUUGAAUAUAGAGAAUCAGUUCUUCCAAGAAAGAUUCAUGCUAGAGUAUCAGUUGAAGCUUCAUCAACUAUGGGUUGGGAGAAAUUUAUUGGAGAUUGUGGUGUUGCUGUUGGAAUGCAUUCAUUUGGAGCAUCAGCUCCAAUCAACAAAUUAUAUGAGAAAUUUGGUAUUACUUCAGACAACGUUGUUGAAGCUGCACACAAAUCAAUCGAAAAUGUUAAGAAUUGGUAA
This is a messenger RNA of Entamoeba dispar SAW760, 1986 nucleotides long. RefSeq names its product transketolase, putative. The record is from RefSeq and is a predicted model, not a curated record. Bases 1 to 1986 code for a protein of 661 amino acids. The transcript has a single exon. Gene Ontology annotation, molecular function: transketolase activity. Lineage: Eukaryota; Evosea; Mastigamoebida; Endamoebidae. Gene Ontology annotation, biological process: pentose-phosphate shunt. Gene Ontology annotation, cellular component: cytosol.